Messenger RNA from Acanthoscelides obtectus, 1674 nucleotides. The record is from the annotation of a GenBank genome assembly. NCBI's taxonomy places the organism in Eukaryota, Metazoa, Arthropoda, Insecta, Coleoptera, Chrysomelidae.
GCGGAUUUCAGUUGAAGAUUCUCCACGAGACGGAAUUCGACAACAAAAUAAAACAGGGAGAGUGCCACUGCCAUGAACGGAAAAGGUAUUCGAAGGAAAAAAUCAUGCCAAUCAGAAGUGAAAGUUGCCGUUAUUGGCGCGCCUGGUGUCGGAAAGAGUGCCCUGUCCGUGAGGUUCCUGACGAGAAGGUAUAUCGGUGAAUACGACCACACGUCAGCGACCGUCGUUGAAACACGUAAACAGACACUAUAAGUCUUUCGUGAACUAUACAGUCCGAUACCGUUGCAUCGAUAAUAUUUUUAAAUAUUCUGUUGUGAAGACACAAGAAUUAAAAGAUGCCAUUUAUUUUAGAAACCAGAUACAAACAUGAGGUCUUAGUUGACAAUGAGCCAGUUCUGUACGAAAUCUUAGAUGCCUGCCCUAAGCUUCAUUUACGAGAAGUGACAGCCGAGGAAGGCGCAACACUAGCCAGAACGUUCGAAUGCGGCUUUUCAGAAGUGGCUGCUGCGGAAAUGGUCGCUCCAGUAGCUGUCGUUUUUCAAGAACUGUGCAGAGCAGUGCUCGCUUCCAGAAGGAAAUCGAAGCAUUCCCUUUUAGAGCGGAUAAUGCUUGGGACGAAGCCUGGAAACUUGAGGUUGUACGUGCGGGGGAAAAGUGACAGCGCUUUGCCGAAAGAUUGACAGCAGGGAUUUGGAUUUAUGAGGAAUUUGUCAGUAAUUUUUUCAGGCAUGUGUUGUCUUUGACAAAUGAAGAUCGAUAGAGGUUGGAAUGCGGGUUCAUAGAGAUUUGUUCGCGAUGUUCAGAGCUAGCUAAAAAAUGCACAUUUUUUACUAUCGCACAUCUAGUUUGUAGCUGUUUGAAUCGAAUUGUAAAUUGUAGUAACAAACACAAAUUUAUAGUUUUUUUUUAUCUACUUAGCGCGUAUAUAGUUGUUCGUGUUUAGUCUAUCUAAGAAUAUUGUUGUCUUCACGUUUCUAGGAUGACUUUCAAUUAAUAAGUGGAUCUAAACUAAAUGGACAAAAUGGAGUAUUAUAAACUCCAAAUCAAGACUUUUGAAACGAUGAUGAAAUAGAUAUAUUUUUUACUUACUCGAGUGUCCAUCUAAUUGUGUCAUUUCUAAUAUAAUAAUAAUGAUAAGUUAGAUCGUCUUGUUGUCUAAGUUAUUAGAUUCUAACAAAUACUUUUUCAAUUCAUAUACAGGGUGCGGCAGAGAGGACGGAUGUUUUCGGCCACCACAUACCUGAUGUGAUUUUCCACACUUGACUGUCUCAAAUGCUAUUUCCUUGUGAACCUGAUUCCAUCAAUAAAUUUGUUUACGAGUAAAAAUUAACUAUUUUACGAUUUUUUUAAAACCGUCCAUCCUCUCUGCCGCACCCUGUAUAAGCAGUCAUAUUCGUGUACUUUUUAAUUUGAGAAUUUGUAUAAUUGUUGUGAAUAAAAAGUACCUCCAUCAUAAUUUUAGUGAAUAAGUGAAUGUGACAUGAAUCUGGAACACGGUUUAUUCGGAAUAGAAUCCAAUUAACCUUAUGUACAAACUACAAAGUUGUGACUGGAAAUACCUUCAGAUACUUGAAUAAACUAUAUGUUCUUCGUAUUUUCUCAUUUUUUAUUAUAACUUAAUAGAGCUUAAGCGUCGGUUAAACCGUGUGAUCUAAUAAAUUUUUACAGAACUAA